Molecule: messenger RNA, 5724 nt
Organism: Amphiprion ocellaris (clown anemonefish)
Lineage: Eukaryota; Metazoa; Chordata; Actinopteri; Pomacentridae
Product: alpha-1,6-mannosylglycoprotein 6-beta-N-acetylglucosaminyltransferase B-like
Exons: 17
Coding region: 545-2956 (803 amino acids)
Biological process (GO): protein N-linked glycosylation
Cellular component (GO): Golgi apparatus
Molecular function (GO): alpha-1,6-mannosylglycoprotein 6-beta-N-acetylglucosaminyltransferase activity
Source: RefSeq, a predicted model, not a curated record
UGACUGCCUGACUGGCCUCACUCGCUCUGUCUUCGCUGCGAAGUUAAAACGAAGCUGCCUCCCGUCUUUAUUUUGCAAUCCUCCAGAGAGAAAGCGCAGAUAUUCAACCGACUCACACGUUUAACUCAACAUAUUUUCCCCCACAACGCCAUUUUUUCUAAAUUUUAUUUUGUUUCGGGGUGACUCUACAUCGGAUAUGACUCCAGCGGUCGACACAACCGGCGGCGACUUCUUCUUCUGUUGCUCCUCUUCUCCCCCUGAUUCCCCGUUUUCUCUUGGUAUAACGCUCUAAAUGACAUUUCCGCACACGGAUGAGGAGACUUGCUGAAUGAAACUUUCUGCCGUUUCUCCCGGAUGACCCAAGAAGCGCUGAUGGGAGCAGCUUUUAUCCACAACAAGCGAGUUGAUUGCGGCUGGAUCCUCUGGAUGGGACGCAGAUAAAAAAAAAAAAGAAGAAGCAAAAAACAAAACAGAAAAUGUUUGGUCACGUCAACUUCCAGGUCGGGAGGUUAACAACAAUGUCAGGGGUCGCUCGUUUUGGGAAAUGAUUACUGGCAGCACCGACGGUAAAAUAAUGGUCAGAAGAUGUCUAGUAACGUUCAAACCAUUCAGGAUAUUCGUGGUGGGAAUAGGCUUCUUCAGCCUGUGCUUUCUAAUGACUUCUCUGGGGGGGCAGUUCUCAGCCAAGAGACUGGGGGACUCCCCUUUCACCAUCCGCACAGAAGUGCUGGGAGGUGUGGAGUCUCGCGGGGUGCUGAGGAAGAUCAGUGACAUGUUGGAAGUGAUUCUGAAAAGGAUGGACAGUCUGUCCAAACUCGACAACACAUCCACCACUGACGCGAGGCGCCUGGAUGAACUCAGCUCUGCUAUCAACAGGUUUCAACCAGCAGGACUCAUGGAGAGGAUUCAAGCAAUUGCCCAGAAUGUCUCCAACAUGGCCAUCAGAGUGGAGCAGAUACUGCAAAACAGUAUGGUGCAAAGUAGAGUUGUGAGAGAUGGAACGUCAAGCCAGUGUGAAGUCCCAAGAGACCCCCGCUUUCCGGAAUGUCCUGGAAAAGUAGAUUGGAUGCGCGCUCGGUGGACAUCAGACCCUUGCUACGCGUUCUAUGGUGUCGAUGGCUCAGACUGCUCCUUCCUCAUCUACCUGAGCGAGGUCGAGUGGUUCUGCCCCCCGCUGGCCUGGAGGAACCACAGCAGCCUCCCGACCCAGCAUACACAGCAGGCGAAGCCCCCCAAGAGACAAGCUGCCUUCCGCACAGACCUGUCUGUACUGCUGGACCAGGUCGGGGCUGGAAAAGAGUCCCUCAGCUUCAUGAAGCGCCGAAUCCGCCGCCUCACACAACAGUGGGCAACAGCCGCCAACCGUCUGGAUGCGAAACUGGAGCAGCGAUGGAGGGACCAGAAGAAGAUUCUGGUCCAUGUUGGCUUCCUAACAGAGGAGUCUGGAGAUGUUUUCAGUCCCAAGGUGCUGAAGGGGGGACCUCUGGGAGAGAUGGUCCAGUGGGCUGACAUUCUGACGGCCCUCCAUGUUCUGGGACACAAUCUCAAGAUCUCCAUGUCUGUCAAGGAGCUUCAAGGGUUCCUCGGUGUGCCCCCAGGCAGAGGCAGUUGCCCACUCACUGGUCCGCUGCCCUUUGACCUGAUCUACACCGACUACCACGGCCUGCAGCAGAUGAAGCAACACAUGGGACUCUCGCUGAAGAAACACAAAUGUCAUAUCCGAGUGAUUGACACAUUUGGGACGGAGCCAGCAUACAAUCAUGAGGAGUACGCAACCCUGCACGGCUACCGGACCAACUGGGGUUACUGGAACCUGAACGCCAGACAGUACAUGACCAUGUUCCCUCACACACCAGACAACUCAUUCAUGGGCUUUGUUUCGGAGGAGCUGAAUGAAACGGAGAAGAGGAGCAUCCAGCAGAACAAAGUCAACAACAUGGCUGUAGUGUACGGGAAAGAGGCCAGCAUGUGGAAGCAGGGUAAGGAGGGUUUCCUGCAGAUUCUCCACAGGUACAUGGAAGUCCACGGCACAGUGUACUAUGAGACCCAGAGACCUCCAGAGGUUCCUGCCUUUGUGAAGAACCACGGCCUACUGCCCCAACAUGAGCUCCAGCAACUACUGCGCAAGGCCAAGCUCUUCAUUGGUUUCGGUUUCCCCUACGAAGGCCCAGCUCCUCUCGAAGCAAUAGCUAAUGGUUGCAUUUUCCUACAGCCCAAAUUCCACCCGCCUCACAGCUCAUUAAAUCAUGAGUUUUUCAGAGGCAAGCCCACGUCUCGAGAGGUAUUCUCCCAGCACCCGUAUGCAGAGCAGUACAUCGGCAGACCUCAUGUCAUGACAGUGGACUACAACAACUCCCUGGAGUUUGACUCUGCUAUCAGGGAAAUUAUGAGGAUGGAGGUUGAGCCAUACCUGCCUUAUGAGUACACCUGCGAGGGGAUGCUGGAGAGAGUUCACGCCUACAUACAGCAUCAGGACUUCUGUGCCCCAGAGCCUCCCUUCAUUUCAGCCAACCUCUCCAGACAGGGUUCGGCUGGUGGCAGCAGGAUGAUGGGACCUCUGUUCGUGCCCCAGCCCAACUCCACAGCCCUUAGCUGGGCAUCCAAUGUGACAGCUCCCACUGCCUGGCCUCCUCUCAGCUCCCUCAGGCUGCUUGUAUCUCAGGAGGGCCAGUCUUGUGUGCAGUCCUGCCAGUCAGCUGGUUUCAUCUGUGAACCUGCUCACUUCCGCUUCAUCAACAACAAGGAGGCUCUGCACGGGUUGGAGGUGCAGUGUGAGGUGGUAGAUUCUGAGAUCAACCACAUCCUUCCAGCCUUCUCCGUGGUGCGACGGGAGUGUGGCCUUCAGCGGGAACCCCUACUCUUCAGCUGUGCAGGACACUCCCCUAAAUACAGACGUCUUUGCCCCUGCAGGGACUUCCGCCACGGGCAGGUGGCACUGUGCAGAGACUGUCUAUAAUAACGGAACACUUGAAGGACAGACACAAAAGAAAUAGAAGCAGGUUGAUGGUGGGGGGUGAGGGACACUGGAAGGCAGCCACAGGCCAGAACAAGUGUAAAGCUGUGACAAAUUAUCUGAUGCUGCAGAGGUCGCCUCUCCCUGAAACAGUAAAUGUAGAAUCAUGAGGAACAGGCUUGCAUGGAUUUGAAGAGCUUAAGCCUGGGUACCUGCUAGGUUGUAAGUGAGGAUUGUGGAUAAUUGUAGUCGUUAUAACACCUUGUUACACUGCAGCAGGUUGGAGACAUAGAGCAGUAAGACUUUCUAGAACAAGCAGAGGAAAAUUCCCCCUGAGGACAAAGGCUGGCUUACCACUCGCCAAGCCUUCACAAUUUCACAUUAACCCUCGUGAUUACAGCAUAAUAGUUUCUGCAAAAUGCUGGCCGAUGAUAUUAUACACAGCAUUUCAUUCUAUGGACUCCAUCUCACCUGAAAAUAAUGGGUUUAAGCUGGAAAAUGUACACUUAAAGAAGUGUGUGACUGCAGAGAAACUGAUUAUUGGGACUAUAGUGUCAUUCCAUGACAGAGUCUUCAAAUAUCUUGGUUUGGAGAAGGCAACCUCGGGUCAAUAUCCAAUCUCCUCUCUGCACUUGGACAAAGGAUGAUGGACAACCAGGUUAUCUCCCAAGCUUUUUUUCCCCUCCUCCUCCAAUGACAGACAGAGCCAUCUAUCAGACUAAAGCCCAAGUCUGAGGCAACAUCAGUCAGUGCAAUCAUCUCUGGUCAGAAAAUGAAAGAGGAGAAGAGAGGACAAAGAUAAAGGGCACAAGAUUAUUUUUCAAUAAAUAAGCUUUUAGAGCUCUCAACUGGACUUUUAAAGAGUCCUCUUGGCUUUGUGAUGGAAAAAUCAUAAAAUAAAAAAAAUCUGAAUGGAUUAAAGUGUCAAUGGAUUUUAUAUUGCGUGUGGUCUUCAGUCAGUUCCUUCCUAUGUUUAUAUGUUGGACGGUAGCACCUGCUCCUAUCUGUUAAAAUCAUCCCACCACUCACAUUCAUCCAGAUUUCCAUCAAUCCAUCCACCUUUAGGUAGAGACAUUUGAUCUGUUUCACAUGAAGCUGACAGCCAGCAUAGGUCGAAGCUGUCAGUGAGAUAGGGAGUUUUACGAAUCUAAUUUGAGCAUCGAGAAUGAUUACAUCAGUUGGAUAAGAGUUUAAGUGUAUGUGAAUGACUUAAUUGUAACUGCUGUAACAAGGUUAUAAUCCUUCACAUUUCAGUCGUGGCUGAUACCAACACAUAUGGUUCAAUACUUUACAGGAUGCAUACAAGUUGCAGAAUUCUACUUUGUCAGAAAUACAACAAAAAAGCAAAGGUAUCUACUUACAGCUAUAUGUUUUUACUACACAGCCCAAGUUAAAAAACAAAAGUCAAUAACUGAUCUUUUGUCAUUGUGCCUUGUACUACUGCAGUCGAAUGCUUCAUGCUGCAUGCACCACUAGUUAUCUUACACACAAUAGCAGGGAUCAGUGAAGCUGAUUAUCAUGCUGUGGAGUUGGAGGUGUGCAGACUGUCGCCUGGAGCUCUUCAUCUAACAGCAUGCAAUAGCUGUGACUUCAUACCAUGACUCUGCGCAGUAUUUAAAAAUGAUCUGCAGCCCCUCAGAAAUGCACAAAAAUUCAGUUUUCUUGAUGCUGUCAGAGCUAUAAUAUACAGAGUACAAAAAGUAUGUAUACUGUUUGGAUUUGCAAGUUUUUAUUAAUUAACUGGUCAAAAAAUUUCGAUUAGACUUUCAUCUCACAAACUGAAUGUGGUUUAGUUUAUAACACACAACAAAUAAACACUUAUUAAACAAGCUGUUUUUGACACGCACCUAUUAAGCAUUAAAAAUGCUGCUAGUUUGGGGUAAUUUUCUAUCGAUUUUCACCUAGCAGACAGUCACCCUGACAUCCAAAAAUACAUAUACCAGUCUAGACCCAAAAGCAGCAAAUCAGCCUUGAAUCACGAUGCCCCUUCCAUCGUUUGAAUGAUGCUUUUAUUUUGGUGUGCAGCGCUCUGUUUUAGUGAUACAUGUCCCUGCAUGCUUGUCCUAAACAAGUCAACCUUAAUUUCAUCAGUGCGCAAAACAUUUUCCCAGUAGUUUUGUACAGAUGCUCUUGAGACACUGCUGUGAUGUUUUGGAGAGCAGCAGUUUCUCCCACAGUGUUUGGCCACUGACAACAACUUCAAUGAUUCCUUUAAACCGUUAGCUGUUUGUGCUCUUGGAUGAACUGUGCACCUACCUCUAUGAGCAGUGGCAUAAAAUUGUAUUUAAUCAUUACCAUAUACAGACAACUUGUUUACAAAUGAAUAACCAAACUUCUUGAGACCCCUUUCCCACCUUAGGAAAACCAGUAAUUUCAUCACCAUAAGUCUUCUGAGACCUCUUUGUUGCGAGGCAUGUUUCAAAUCAGCCUAAUCCCCUUGUGAAUAAUAAAUUCAUAAUAUUUGAAUGUUUUUCUAUAAAUCAAAGUCGCUCCGAUAUUCACCUCUCAUCUUCUUUCACUGAUUGAUUGAGGCCCUGUUCUGCCAACUGCUGAUUUCAAUUAGAUUUUGUUUGAACAAUGUAUUCAUUACAGACAAGAAUAAUACAGUUAUUUGUGUGUUAUCAGUUAAAACAGAUUCAUGUUCGUAAUUGUUACUUGGAUGAAGAUUAUACGUGCAGAUAAUUCACAAGGGCUCAUUUACUUUUACUUGCCAGUGUACAUUGCAUCUCCUGUAACUGCUGCUGUUGUUGUUUCAGUUGAAUGCCUUUACU